Messenger RNA from Symbiodinium sp. CCMP2592, 1662 nucleotides. The record is from the annotation of a GenBank genome assembly. NCBI's taxonomy places the organism in Eukaryota, Dinophyceae, Suessiales, Symbiodiniaceae.
AUGAAGUCUAGCCUCUACAACGAGAACAACUUUGAGCUGGGCCACAGCGAGGUCUGGGGAUCAUGGUACGAUGCUGCUGCAGAAAGAUGGGGCUACGCGUGCACUUGCCAUGAAGGGGGCGAUCUCGAAGCCGGCGCUCCCGCUUGCCUGGACGAUCUUCAGCCCCGCAGCUCCUUCGCAGAGGCCGACCUCUUCGCACUGCGAUGGUUACAAGCUGCUCUGCGAGAGUAUCGUCGACAACAUCAGCUGGAUGCGGCUUGCGCUUCACGCUUCGGACGUUUACCGCCAGAAGAGGUGGAGCGGUCCCUAGCAACCCCGCUACAGACUCUGCAGGCAAGCUGUCACAGUUAUUGGAAGGGGGAGGAGGUCCAUGUCUGGAGCGUUGGGCACAACAAGUGGUUCAAAACCGGGCGGGUCGUCGCUGUGAGGGAGACAGAAGAAGGAGGGCGAGCUGUCGGCUCGGUGCUCGUCACGUUUGUGGAGAUGGCCGACAGCAAACCUUCCAGGAAGUGGGUGUCUCCAGCCAACAUACCGGCUGUUCUGCGGAAGGCAGCAGAGGUGAAAAUUUCGCGAGAUGAUCUGGACAAGAUCGUGCGAAUAGCUGAACUUUGUGCAGAACGAGAAUAUCAUGCAGCUAGCCAGGUGUACCUAGAGCUGACGGUGGGUCAUGGACGGUGGCAUGGAGAUCUCUCCGUCCCAAGCAGCCUGUUGUGGUUUCUGUUUCGCGUCUUGCGCGUGGCAAGUGCCCUGGUAACCAGCCUUGCUUUCGGCUCCCGGGAUAGCAGAACUGGACUGAACUUCACCUGCAACAUGGAUCCCACUCUAGCUGCCCGCUUCGCUCGCCAGAAGGAGAAGCAUGAGAAAGGUGAGGAGGUGGCAGAGAUUGGAUCCCAGGCGAAUCAAAGAACACAGCUAGAUCCUGCUCUUGCGCAGAGAUGGGAGAAGCUGCAGAAAAGCGAGUUCCCGGUGGAAGAUGACAUCGGUUCCAAAGCCGAGAAGAUCGUCAAACUAGAUCCUGUGCUUGCCAAGCGCUGGUCGCAGCAGCAGGAACUGGUCGACUCGGGUCUCUACGAAGCUGAGAUUGGUUCUAUGGCAGAUAAGUCGACGAAGCUGGAUCCGACGCUUGCUAAGCACUGGGCAGCAGCUCACGAAAGGGCCUUGGCAGGCAAGGGGAUUCCGGACCCAGAAGAAGCGGGUCCCAAAGCGGACUUUUCCAGGAAAGACACGGAGCUUGCAAAGCGCUUUGCAAAGCUACAGCGACAAGCUCAAAGAAAUGAAGGUGGCGAGGCAGAGAGAUGCCAGCUACAAUUCUCGGCUGGGGAGAGCAAGGAGCACGAAGUCUCCACUGAGGGGUCCGGGUCGGCCAUUGGCCGCCUCCAAUGGAGCGCCGUGGUCCUGGCAGACUUCACAAUUGAUCUCGAAGUCUGUGCUGUGGUUCGAAUACCUCCGCAGAUGGAGAGCACGGAGACCAUCGUGUUGCAAAGGCAUGCUCGUGGAGGAACUUUUGUUGGCACGCUCGACUCGAGAACCGACAGGCGACUUGUCGUCAGACAAGGUGACGAGCAGCUAAGAAAGGAAGUCAUAUCCGUCGUCUUUAAGUUCAGCAAUUCCUUCAGUUGGUUCACGGGAAAGGAGGUUGAGCUGGUCGUUCUGAGAGAUUGA